Messenger RNA from Rotaria sp. Silwood2, 1722 nucleotides. Lineage: Eukaryota; Metazoa; Rotifera; Eurotatoria; Philodinida; Philodinidae. The record is from the annotation of a GenBank genome assembly.
AUGGAAUUUCUUCCUGAUGAACUUCUCAUAAUUAUCUUUCGUUAUCUGCACAGAUUCGAUCUGAUCUACUCAUUUGACAAUUUAAAUCAACGUUUUCAGCGUAUCAUCGAACCUUAUCUCAAUUGUAUUGAUCUUAUUCGAGAAAAUCCUUCAUUUAAACUCUUUUUACAUUUUUCCAAACAUAUUCUUCCUGUAUAUGGUCAUAAAAUUCGCGAACUUAAACUUCCUGCCGAAUGUACAUAUCAUCUAUUAUCAUCUUAUGUUCAAUAUUUAACUAAUCUAGAAUCUUUGACAUGGAAUUCAUGCACACUUCGGCAUGAUUCACAGUGUUCUCUACAAAAACAGAUUCUCAGUAAAAUUCUAAAAAUGAAUUCUAUUUCGAAACUUUCAACAUCUACUCUGUCAUAUGCUCUGGCUUCACUUGUUACUUCUUUCGCUUCAAAGAACUUGACGACAUUAAUUGUACUAGAUGAAAGUACUUUGAAAUAUCGUUAUGAAAGUUGGAAGGGCAUUGCUCACAAUCUCUAUUCUUAUUAUGAUACAAUACAAAUGCACGGUAUCAAAUUCUUUUCGAUGACUCUACGUGAAUUCGAUUCAACAACGUUAACCUUCAUUUGCGAUUUUUUUCCAAAUCUUGAAGGAUUAAAAUUAUCAAUAUCGGAAAUUCGAUUCGAUCCAUCAGACAACCUUUAUAAGAUAUCAGUACCGAGAACUCUGGAAAGUUUAUACUUAGAAUUUAAACAAAAAAAUGAACUAAGCUGUAAAAUAUUAAAGAAGAAAUUUCUCGAUGUGUUCAAUAAUCAACUUCGAUCAUUGACUUUAAUUAUAACCAAUGCUGCAAGGGAAUUUUUUGAUUAUGAAAAAUGCAAUGGACUGAUGAGUGAUUGUGCUCGACUCGAAACAUUUCAAUAUUACAUUCGUUCACAUUUUCAACCUGAUUCACGCUUUCCGAAUGUUGAAUGUCUUUUGGACUCAACCUACAUUGUCUUUACUUUACCUCUAUUAUGUGCGUCAUGUCCAGUCUCUGAAAUACAACGAAUCGUAGACUUUUACGAAAAUAUUACUGUGGAAAAUUUACUAAACUGUGAUUCACUUUUCAUCGACACUAGAAAUAUUCCACAAACGAUGUUUCAAAUAUACAACAUCGAUAGACUUCUUCACCUAAAUACAUUAAAAUUUAAUUUUUUUGAGAAGUCUUCAAAGCCUGAAGAGUAUCAGUUUUUGUCAAGACUCAUUUCUCUGUCACCAAAUCUUAAUACGUUAUUCAUCUAUGAUUCUGAUUCGAAAAUCAUUAUUGAACAAUUGAAAAAUAUUCUUCCGAAAAAAUCUUCAAAUAAAAUUAUUUACUGCUAUAUUGAAGAAUCUCUAAAGUGUGGUGAUAGCCAUGUUUGGACGCCAAAUACAACCAAAUAUCAUGCAGCAUUCUUUUAUGAACUAUCACAAAUCUUAUCUAACCUCAAUAUACUCGGAUUUCAAUCUGACGAACAAUUUGCUGAAGAGUAUUUAACAGUAUUCACUACAUUUGUUAAGGAUAUAAAAAGUUAUUUUCCUCGAUUGACGCACUUAAAAUUAGAAGUUGUUGAAGGCAAGGAUAGUAUGUUUAAUAAUUAUAAAAAAGACUUAGACGAAUGCGAUUGGUUAAACUACACAACUCAAUUGAAAUACUAUCAAGAUUAUGAUGGUUGGGUGUAUAACGUACCCGAGUUUGACAUUUGGUUCUAA